Molecule: messenger RNA, 1958 nt
Organism: Aspergillus ochraceoroseus IBT 24754
Lineage: Eukaryota; Fungi; Ascomycota; Eurotiomycetes; Eurotiales; Aspergillaceae
Product: calcium/proton exchanger
Exons: 3
Coding region: 295-1599 (434 amino acids)
Biological process (GO): calcium ion transmembrane transport; intracellular calcium ion homeostasis
Cellular component (GO): fungal-type vacuole membrane
Molecular function (GO): calcium:proton antiporter activity
Source: RefSeq, a predicted model, not a curated record
CACAGUAAUGACCCGAGCUUCCCGACUCAGCUUGCUUUUCUUUCAACAACAGAACUCUCCUUCAACAACCCCUUUCCCUUUUUUGCCCUAUCGUUUUCUCUCUUGCUUUGGUUGACACUUGAUAUCUCCCCACAUUUCAUCCCAUUUCCCGUCAUCUUCUAGACCUUUCUCGCUCUAGCCACACUACGCAGGAACCCUACACCUUGCGCUAACACAGCCACCUAUUCAUCAGCGACAGCAUCGAAAAAUAUCUUUUCAGCCUUUCGAAAACACAGCUUGGGUCCACCAAGAAGAAUGACUGGGUUUUCAACGGAAAACGGUCCCGCGGAGCCGGACGAGAGAGAGGCCCUGAUCAGUGCUUCUGUUCGUCAAGACUCAGUUCAGCGUAAGCGUGAGCGACAUUGGUCGACAUGGCCAACUCAGGUCAUUCGGCUAGCCUGGGCCACGCUCGUCCGGGAUUAUGUGAAUGUUCUCCUGGUGUUCGUCCCAAUUGGUAUCGUUGCGGGUGCCCUUGAGUGGGAUAGCACCGUUGUCUUCGCGCUGAACUUUUUAGCUAUUGUCCCGCUUGCGUCGCUGCUGAGUUUUGCAACCGAGGAGCUGGCUGCAACUUUGGGACAGGCUCUGGGUGGAUUGAUGAAUGCAACCUUUGGAAACGCGGUCGAGCUGAUUGUUAGUAUCAUUGCUCUGAAGGACAACCAGAUUCGUGUCGUCCAGGCGAGCAUGCUGGGAAGCAUUCUCUCCAACAUCUUGCUGGUCUUGGGCUGCUGUUUCUUCGUCGGUGGCCUCCGAUUCUCCGAGCAGUCGUUCAACAGCACCGUGGCAUCGACCAUGUCCUCUCUCAUGACCGUCUCCUCCGCUUCCCUGAUCAUCCCUGCCACCCUUUACGCCUCCUUAUCCUCCUCGAAGAACGCAGACGAAAAGAUGAAGAAUAUCUUGUUCUUGUCGCACUGGACGGCCAUCAUCCUUCUGAUCCUUUACGUCAUGUAUCUUUUCUUUCAGCUGAAGUCGCAUGCCCGGCUCUUCGAAGAAACCAACAAUGAUCUUAUUGACCCGGAGAACCCGGAAGAGCACGAAGAGCAUGAGGAAGAACACCUGCUCAGUCCAUGGGCUGCCAGUGUUACCUUGGUCAUCGUGACCAUUCUGGUUGCCAUCUGUGCGGACUAUCUUGUUGGUAGUAUCGACAGUAUCGUGGAGAAGACAGGCAUGAGCCGUACUUUUAUUGGUCUGGUCUUAAUCCCGAUUGUUGGAAAUGCUGCAGAACAUGUCACAGCAGUGGUGGUUGCGUACAAGGGCAAGAUGGACCUUGCCAUUGGUGUCGCCAUCGGAAGCAGUCUUCAGAUUGCGCUCUUCGUCACCCCAUUCCUUGUGAUCCUGGGCUGGAUCAUGGAUGUGCCCAUGUCCCUUCAUUUCCAUAUCUUUGAAACGGUGGCUUUCUUCAUCUCUGGACUGGUUGUUACAUUCCUUAUCCAGGAUGGCAAGUCCAACUAUCUUGAGGGUGGAUUAUGUUUGGGGAUGUACGUUAUUCUGGCACUCGCUUUUUAUGUGUACCCAGACAAUGUGAAUGAAGAUGCCCUUUUUCACACUCUGAACGCACAGUAAAUCUGUGCCAGGCAACACAAGGCAUCUGAGCAUUCUUGCCUUCUUACCCUCAUUCGAUUGCGCUACAGCCACAUAUUUGAUCUGUGCUAUAGGUUUUCACUUCUAUCUGUAUCUGACAGAUAUAUGUUUCUCUUAUGUUCUUGAAAAGCUGAAUAAGCCUAGUUGCUCUAUUCUCCGGUGGUUCCAGUCCCUUUUAUAAUUUACAAAAUAUCAAUCAACCCUGGAAGCAUAGCUUGACAGCUCUUAUCUUCCGCGCGACUUUCUUUGGGCCGUGAAUUCCUUUGGGAUUGGCGGAGGCCAAAUUGGUUUGGGGCUGGGGUUAGGGUUUUUGUUUGAAUUACUGAGCACGCUGUAUUUGG